AUGGAUAUGGAACAUCGAAGACUGGGAAGUACUGGAGGUGCGGAAGCAGUACUAGGCCUUCAACCCAACUCAACAAUGUCUAUUGCUUAUCACUCCCUUUUUGAUUCCCACAAUGACAUAACACUCCUCGAAAUUGAUGAAAAACUCGUCCCUGAUAUCCUUCAGCAAAGAGUGACUAUAAGAGGACAGCCCGAUGAAGAUGCAGUUCUUUGUACUCAGUCAAAAACCUAUGCCCUUAAAUUUGUGGGGACAUCCAACUCUGUAUUUCUUAUACCUCCUUCAGAUAAAGCUGUGGAAGAAUGUAAUGAGAAAGAUGAUAUGACCAUACCGGUUGCAUCGGUUAUCAAAGUUGCACCAGGCAGUAUGGAACUUGUUGAGGUUGCACCUAAAUUAGAUAAACUUAAAUUUCUCCUCUCCCAAAAUCCUUACAGUUUUGUUGAGGCUUCGGACAUGGACAUCUCUCACGAGAGAGAGAAAAUGAAUACAGGCUUAUACAGAUGGGAUGAUCUUGCUGACAAGGUACAGGCUAGCAAUGAGGAACUAAGGUCCGGACUACAAGCCCUUUUGGCAGUUGAAAUUGAUGGAUACUGGCGAGUUUUGGAUGACAAAUACAUGGAUAUGAUUCUGAACAUGCUUCUGCAUGAUGUAAUAUUGAAUGAUUGGUCCUUUAAUGCACUUAAUGAAGAUGAAGUUCUGCGUGCAUUAGAAACAGAUGGGUUUCCUUGCAAUAUUGCAAUGCAUUGCCUGAAAGUCUAUGGUAAUAAGGUGGAAGAGCAUAUUGGUGGAAGUUGUAUGUGGAGGUUGGAGGAGAGGCGCGUUUGUGUGCACUUUGCGAGAGAAAUCUUGAAAAACGGUAAGAUGAAAAUGGAAACUUUUAUGGCAGAAUGGAUACGAAAGGUUCCUGAUGGUAUGCAUGCAAGUUUUGACAUGUUGGAAGGGGAAGUUCUAACGGAAAAGCUAGGGAUAGAGACUCUAGUUUACUAUUUCAGCGUAUCUUCACUCCCAUCAACCCCUGCUGAGCGUUUUAACAUACUAUUCCAGGAGAGGCAAAAGUGGGAAUGGAAGGAUCUACAGCCAUAUGUCAGGGAUCUAAGAGUGCCGGGACUUUCUUCAGAAGCUAUACUCCUCAAAUAUACUCGGAGAACUCAGCCAACUGUGGAUGCUGAACCUGUUUUCAGUGCAAGAUAG
Fraxinus pennsylvanica is the source of this 1188-nucleotide messenger RNA. NCBI's taxonomy places the organism in Eukaryota, Viridiplantae, Streptophyta, Magnoliopsida, Lamiales, Oleaceae. The record is from the annotation of a GenBank genome assembly.